UCUCUCUCUCUCUCUGUCUCUGAAGAAAUAAAUAUACAAAUAAAAAAAAAGGAAAUAAAAGCUGAGAAAAAAACGCUUUGGAAGUUUGCUUCAACAUGAAACAAUGGAUACCCACGAAAGCCUAACAUCGCUUGUUCAAGCAACCAAAUACUAACCCAAAGUUUUUUUUAUAAUUAUAUCAACAUCACCACACCUUCCCCUCACUCUUCUUCCAAGUGAAGUUAAACCUAUUCCCCAGAGAGAGAGAGAGAGAGAGAGGUGGUGCAAUGGAAGAGUUUGUGGCGGAGAGACUUCUAAGGGGAGAUAAAGCAGCUAAAACACAAGCGGCAGUGGAGCUGAGCAAUCUAAGCAGGAAGCAGAGGCAUAAACUGGCGGAGAGAGGAGUUAUCUCUCCUUUGAUAUCCAUCUUACACUCUCAAGACCAUAAUUCCAUUGAAGCCGCCCUAUCAGCAUUGCUCAGCCUCGCCUUCGGCAGUGAAAGGAACAAAGUUCUGAUCGUGAAAUCUGGUGCAGUCCCAAUACUGAUCGAAAUCCUCCAGUCAGAAACCAGGACGGCAAUAGUCGAACUGGCCAUGGCCUUCCUUCUCAUCCUCUCCUCCUGCAACAAAAACAAGCCCAAGAUCGCAUCUUCCGGAGUGAUUCAGCUCUUAGUUAGACUUAUUGGCUGCACCGAUGCACUCAGCGUUCAAGCCAAUGCCGACGCCAUAUCGACGCUACACAAUCUCUCCACCCACCGUCAUAUCAUCCCCAUGAUCAUUUCCGCUGGAGCAACGUAUGCUUUGCUCAAAGUCAUAAACUUUUCGGACAAAUCUUCCGAACUGGCUGAAAAGGCGGCAGCUUUGCUGGAAAACACGACUGCCCACUCGCCAGAUUCAGCGUCAUGCAUCGAAGGAGCGAUAGGGGUGCUGGUGGAAGCCAUUGAAGAAGGGUCGGCCCAGUGUAAAGAACACGCAGUGGGGAUAUUGCUAAGGGUCUGCAAGUGGGACAGAGAGACGUACAGAGGGAUGAUACUGAGAGAAGGGGUGAUGCCGGGGUUGCUUCAGGUGAGCGUGGAUGGGACAUGGAGGGGGAAAGAAAUGGCGAGAGAGCUGUUGCUUCUACUGAGGGAUAGCUCUGGAUCUGGUUAUGGCUUUAAAGGCAAACAAUCAAAGAAGGAGUUGGUCGAGGAGAUUAUGAGAGAAAUUGACGAAGGAGGAGAGGAAAUACAUGGUGGCACCACAUUGAGAUUAGUUGAAGAAAUGAUUGCCAGACUCAGCAGCACAUAGCUCUUGGCUAAAUUUGUAGGACGUUCCCUUCUUUUCUAUGC
This is a messenger RNA of Tarenaya hassleriana, 1306 nucleotides long. Its product is annotated as U-box domain-containing protein 2. NCBI's taxonomy places the organism in Eukaryota, Viridiplantae, Streptophyta, Magnoliopsida, Brassicales, Cleomaceae. The coding region runs from base 267 to 1265 and encodes 332 amino acids. Gene Ontology annotation, molecular function: protein binding. The transcript is spliced from 2 exons. Gene Ontology annotation, cellular component: cytoplasm; nucleus. The record is from RefSeq and is a predicted model, not a curated record.